This is a messenger RNA of Canariomyces notabilis, 1917 nucleotides long. RefSeq lists its product as uncharacterized. The transcript is spliced from 4 exons. Lineage: Eukaryota; Fungi; Ascomycota; Sordariomycetes; Sordariales; Chaetomiaceae. The record is from RefSeq and is a predicted model, not a curated record. The coding region runs from base 1 to 1917 and encodes 638 amino acids.
AUGCGGAAUCCGCUCCGUGCUGCGGUGGCGGCGGGUUUGAAACUUGGAAGCAGCACUGCUAAAGCCAGUGGACUUCGAGGAAACACCAGCGGGACACAACCACGCAGUCCUGAACCCGGGAUCAGCUUUUAUCAGGGUCUCGGCGUCCUCGCCGCUCAUAUUCUCCUCCUUGUUGCCCUCCUCACUCUACUCGCUCUCACCAUCCGCAACAAUGGCUUCGCGAGGACACCCUUAACCAAAAACGAUUUCCUCGAUUCCGUUGGCAUGGAGUGGAGCAUUCUCUGGCAGUCUCUCCCGCCAUUCAUAAUCUCGCUCUUUGCUCUAUGCCGGAACUGGCUUGUCGACGAGGCGCUGCACCAUAUCUCGCGUGCCGAUAUUGAGAACAGCGCCAGGGGUGUGAAAGACGCUUCUCUCCUGCUGAUUCUCAAGAAUCCGUCCCCAAACCGUACCUUCAACUACCUCGAGAGACUCAUGCCCUCCCGUCCUUGGCAUGCCUUUCGCAACGGCGACCUCAAUCUCGCCACCGCCCUCGUGCUGAGCAUCUUCGUCACGUUUGUCCUACAACCGCUUAUGGCUUCGCUCAUCGCGCCGCAGGAGUCAACUUUCCUCAGCCCAGUCACAGUCCAGCACCUAGUGAGCUUCAACCGCUCUCGGCUUUCUUCUCUCACGCCCUCGCAAUGGAAUCUCAUCACCGACUCGACCACCGCCGAGGUCCUGCACACGGGAGCGCCUGCGCCGUGGACGAACGGCACCCACGCCUUCCUUCCCUUCUCUCCCGCCACCCCUAUUCAGCGAGACGGAGAACGUGUAACCCUUUCGGCGCCGUCGACCGCCUACGCCGCGCACCUAUCGUGCACACGCCUUUCCACCUUCAACCUGACCCUCGACGACCUCGGGAGGCGCACGGGCUUCUUCCAGGCCCGCAUCACCGCAACCGACCGCUCCUGUGCUAUAUCGUACAUGUUCACGUUCAGCCCGGUCCUCCGCCCGCUCGUGGUCGAGGCGUUUCACCAGAAAGCGUGCGGCCUCGCCAACGGCAUUACGCGCAUACUGGUGCUGACGGCAACUGCUACCUUCGACAACAGUACGGAGACCGCGAGCAUGGCAGAUACCGCCCUGAUAUCCUGCAUUGCCGGGUACAGCGCCACACCUGGAGAACUGACCGUGUCUUGGCCGCCGCCCGAGGCUGCCGCCGCUGGGAAUGGCACUACCAACACUACAGCCGACACAGACCCGAUGUUUGUCGGCUUCGUGGCAACUGAACCGGUGGUGCCGACCAAGGACUUUUCGCACGAGUUGUUCGAGGAGGAUCUGCUGGGGCUUCAGGAGGUGCAGUGGGGAUCGCUGAACGAGGGGGCGGCGAGCACGAAGAUGGCGCAGUUUGCACUGGGCAUCGCGGCUGAGAGAAGACUUGAACGAGGCGAGGAGGAGAAGAGUGCCAACGAGACAGCCCUUGCAGUGAUUCAUGACCCCGCGCUACUGGAAGACGCGCUGCCGCUGGCGUUUGCCUCGAUAUACAGGGUGGCGGUAGCGAGGGAAGGGGUGGUGCCUAACACAGCGGAUGUCGAUGGUGAGGGCGUCAUGGGGCGCUUGGAGACGGUUGAGACGAGGCUAUUUGCUCUAAUCGAAUACCACCAUAACUACCUAGGGAAAUGGACCCUGCUGACAUGCCCUGUGGGCUCAUGCAGUUGUCUGUCAGCUGUUGAUCCGCUUCCCAUCAUGAUCCACCUCCCUACUUAUGAUGACAACGUUUUCGGAACCAAUGUGGAAGUUGCCACCGAAGCCGAAGUUGCCCAACACGCCCACGUUUUCGUAGUCAUGGCCGGCGCGGUCUGGGCGUCCAACUCUUCCUUCCCUACGGGCUAUCCAGUGGUCGAGAGUACCGGUAUCCGUGUCUCCCCCUGCGAUGGCUUCUAA